Messenger RNA from Gasterosteus aculeatus aculeatus (three-spined stickleback), 4463 nucleotides. RefSeq names its product transmembrane protein 269 (gene tmem269). Lineage: Eukaryota; Metazoa; Chordata; Actinopteri; Perciformes; Gasterosteidae. Gene Ontology annotation, biological process: phospholipid biosynthetic process. Gene Ontology annotation, molecular function: phosphotransferase activity, for other substituted phosphate groups. Gene Ontology annotation, cellular component: membrane. The record is from RefSeq and is a predicted model, not a curated record.
GAAAAUUCCAGCGGAUUUAUCCUUGGUCUUUAAAAGGACGCGCUGAAACAGCGGCUGUGAAGUUGUAACGUAAACUGCCGAUGUUACUGUAGCUCGCGCGGCCACUGAAUAUACCAAAGAGAUUUAAGGGAUACAGACAUCAUCCACGUGGGAAAAAAAAGAAAACGAACGCCCACACGCUCCUAAACUACGUGCGCAUUUAGACUUCUCCGUCAUUGGACUUGUCUAUACUUUGUCAUCUUUGAAGGUCCCGUCAGCUGUGAACCAGACAAUCAUGAUCCUGCUGUCUUCCUCCUCUGAUGAAGAGUGUCUUGAACUCGCCUGGCUUUGGAGUCACAGGAAGUUCAGGGUGAAAACACUUGAAGGGUUGCUACUGCAACAUUUAAAAAACCUUAAAGCUUUGCAGGUCAAUUUAUCUGUGCACUCUGUCUUGGACUGUACUAUGACGAGAGAAAGCCAUAAACUCCCAAGAGAGGAGGCAGACGGGAAACACUGGUUUCUUUGUUUGUCUUCAUUUAAAAAAACAUCAGGGCUUUAGAGGGCAGGAAGAAGUUUCUGGCUUUUUGGUCAGUGUCAGAAGGCAUUCCAUCUUGCUGACUAAGCUGGAUCGUUCAUACUUUUAAUUGUAUCUUCAAAUCAACUACAUUGUUCAAUAAUUCUAAGUUAAUACUAACUGCACUUUAAACAAGCUUCAUCAAAUUAAAUUGACCUUCUACCCCCAUGCCGUCAGGUACGGUAAUAGUUACUGUGUGUUUUACGUAAACAAUGAGAGGCUGUAGAUCUAUCUUUAUAUCAUGAUCCUGAUUCAAGCCUCAGCUACAUUGGUAUUAAUAGAUUUGAAUAGUGAGAUAUUUAAUCCUGCAGCCACGUCUUUGUCUCAGGUCGCCACGUUUGAUUAGGCUAAUAAAUCUGUCUAUGGAGGAGGUCAAACUCAAUCUCAGCUAUUGCCAAUGGUGUAUGUGAUAGUCCCAUAAAUGUCCCCACCUUGUUUUCCCACACCAGUAUUUGUGUGUGUUUGACCCCUAAUCUGAUUACAAUUGAGUCCUAACACGACACAUGCAUCCCGUUCAGACAUGUAUCCUUUUGAUGUUUUUUCUUUGCAAAUAUUAUCUGUUGAUAUUGAAACUGAAACUUUGCUGCAUGCUGCUUUUUAGCUAAAAUGUUAAAAUAAUUUGAAUUGCUUAGAUAUAACUGAUUAUUGGAUGAGUAGAUGAUGAGAGACUGCAAUGUUGCAUGCUAUAGGCCGCGAAUGAACGAAUGUACAGUAACAAAUGCAUUUUAGUGAUCUGAAAGUGGAUGAAUGUAUCAUACGGUCGAUCUUCGUCCAAUAUACAUACGUCUUGGUAAGUGAUGCUUCUUUUACAUUAGACCGGGUAAUCUCCUUUUUAAAGUCACCCAUUAAAAAACAAACAUACAAAUGCUACAAUAUCUUGCCAUAUAUUUUGUGUUAAUCAAUUAGCAUCAAGAAUAUUUUCAGAAUUUCUACACAUUUCUUUUUCUUUCACUUCAACUGGAGUUUUGACCCAAACUGGCACGUAAUUAUUAAGUUGUCCACAACUUAGACACCUUCAUCAAAAGGUCAGCUGCUACUGUCACCCGGUGAUAGUGAGGAUUUAGCUUUUAGCUGUAGCAGGGCAGGGGUUAGUGACAUAACACAGACAACUACUAACUGCUGUUGUUGUGUGGUCUAAGGUCUCUUCCAGUGUACCAACAAGCUCUUUCUGAGUGAUGAAGCCACAGGACUCCAGAUCAAGGAGUUUGCACGUAAAAAUGCAGCCAAUGCUCUGUCACUUGCUAACAUGGUCAUGGGCAUUGCCUCCAUUCUCAGCAGUCUGAAUGGGCACCAUCACGCUGCAUGUUGGCUGGUUCUGAUUGGCUACCUUCUGGAUUUGGCAGAUGGAGCAGUUGCCAGGCAACUCGAUGCCUGCUCUGCGCUGGGUGCCAAGCUGGAUGAUUUUGCUGACUUCACGACCUUUGGGAUUGCCACCUCAUUGCUCUUAAGGACAUCCGGCCUGCUGGACAACAUCCUGUGCGUUUGUUACGUCUUGUCUGUUUUCACCCGCCUGUGCUUCUUUACAAGUGGGAUCCCCUUCAUGUAUCGCGGCCUGCCCUGCAUCUACUCCGCCGCCAUUCUGGCCAGUGCAUCUCUGCUGUCGGGGGAGAACCUGCCCAUGCUGCGGGUCAUUGCCGUGUUCAUGAUCCUCUUCAUGAUCAGCCAGACCUUCUACCCCCACGACAGAGUGCUGGAGUCCCAGGCCUGGAAGAAGGCAGUCUAUGCUGGAGGAAUUGUCAUGCUGUUCUGCUCAUCCUUCCCCCCUGCAUGUGUGUACUAUCUGCUGUGGUCCGUCUCCUACAUUUUGUUCCCAACAUCCCUCUGGAGCAGUAAAGUGUAAAAUGGGUGCUGGCUUUGUCCAAAACUCCCAUGUAGGUUUGCUUCUAUGGCCCGUCUGGGUGAACUGAGGCUCCCAGACUGCUGCUGCUCCCUACAGCCAUGGAGGAUCCAAGCUGAAACAUGCUCAUGUUCCACAGGCGAACACUCGCUCUAUUUGACCUUUAUUUUGACGUGACACCUCUAAAACAGAGCCCAGAUCCGAGAGAGUUAAGAGUGAGCGAUGAGAAGUGCAUUUUAACGUUACUAAAGUCAUGAAAGUUCAUGCUGUUUUAUGUCUACUGCAAGUCACAUAGCUUGCCCCACAAAGGUUUAUCAGGUUCGUCUCCCUUGUAAUCUCCAGACUUCAAUAGUUCUUUCAUCAGUGUUGUGAACACGCAGCAGCAGCAGCAGCGCUCAUUAUUUUCUCACAGAAUGAUAAAAAAAAAAAAAAAUGAUUUCCAACUAAUUAUUCCACAUUUUAAUAGAUGUUGGCUUCUAACUUGGUUUUUAAAAAGUUGAAUUGUGUAAUCACACAGGAUCAUAACUCUUAACAUGAUGCGCAUGGGUUAAGUAACUAUUUGAGUGCCACGGUAUGUAGGUAAAGCCUUUAAUCAGUCAUACGCAAGAUUUCUCAGACAAAGUUUUGCCAGAUUUAAAUUCCAUGUCCUUUCUGCUUUAUAACACAGCAACAGGCAUUCAUACAAAACUAUUACUAUUUUCAUGUUAACUGUUUAUGUUUUUAUCAGGUUUGAGGUAACUUCACUUUCACAGCAUUCAGGUCAGAGUGUGGGUUUUCCACUUCGUAGGGGCAUAAAAUCCAGUGACUUACAGUAAGAAACCUUCGAACCGAAUGGUGCAGUCAUUCCUUAUAUUAGAUUUGCUGUGAGAAUGUUUUCAAAAUGCUUCCAUAUUUCCCCUUGUGUCAUUUUAUUUGGUCAUUGUAUGUGUUUGCCUCUGUUUUAGGAGGCGUUGCACGGCCCUCGCUGCAAGUUCUUUCUCCACCUUAAAGGUGUCUUGUUGUUGCACUACAUGAUCACUACUAGUGGUGGAGCAGCAAUGGCACGUAAAACCGACGAGGAAGGAGAGUUUAAGUGUGUUGGUAAUCUUUAACUUGGACAGUAUUCAGUCGGAGGGACACCACCUUGUUUGUAAAACCUGUUUCACAAUGUGUAAUUGUGCCUCCUCGCAUUGGGUGUGUGACAAAUGCUGAAAUUAUACAGUGUAUCCAUAUUUCAUUUUGAACUCCACACUAUCUGAAGACGGUCAUCUUUUAGCUUGUAAUCUGAUAUGUAGAAAUAAAAGGUAUGACAUCACCCGCAACUAUACUUGUGAAUUUAAUGAUGCUUUAAGAAUUUCAACCCGGAAGACAUGAACUUUUGCAUUAAAUUUGUUUUAAAAAUCUUUGUUAAGGAGACAUAUAAUGGAGACUGUUAUCUGAAUGUUUCCCUCAUAGUUUUCUGAGGGAAAAAUCAAGGCAGAAUUUCCAUCAUGAAAAUGAAACACAAACGGCCGUGUAUUCUGGUACUGAUAUGGAUCUAAACCCACUGUGGAUCUUGACCUGGUUACAAUAACCAAUGUUGUGAAAAUAAACAUCUGAAGUGUAAAGUGCAUAAUAGGGCUGGCGCUACGUUUUCUAUCCCGAUAUACGUCAUCUGAUAUCCCCAAAGCGAUCCAGUAUGUCACAACAAAGCAUGUUAGCUCAAAAAAUAUUCUGUAUGAACUAAGCACAUGGUAAUGCCAUGGGUCAAUGGAAUACUUGACAAAUUAAGAGUACUGUGUAUUUUCCCAUUUAAUUAAGAACAUGAGUGUAAAAUAUUCUGAAAAGUUUUGUUACUAUGUGCUUGUUAUCCUUAAGAUGUUUAGACAACAUAGUCGCGUAUCGUGGCAGCUCGAUAUACCUUUUAAUAAUGAUUCGAUUGCGUCAAAAGACGCCCGGCCCCUAUACUGAACACAGAUCUACGUUGGUACAUUCUGCUUUCCUGUGUGGGUGUUUUGGUUUUCAAACUGUGGAGCCACAGCAAUGUACGCAUGUCAAGAGCAUUACUAUUACAAAAGUUGUUCUUUGCCCAAUGAAUAAAAAAAUCUAAAUGAA